AUGGAUGGAUUUCACCAAAUAUAAUUAGUUUUUUAGGUAUAACAUGUUAUUAUAUUGAUGCUGAUUGGAAAGUUCAAGAUGUAUUUCUUGAUUUUAUUAGUUUUACGGGCUCACAUUCAGGAGAAAAUAUAGCAAAUGCUUUUUCUCAAAGUCUUUAA
This is a messenger RNA of Funneliformis caledonium, 158 nucleotides long. Lineage: Eukaryota; Fungi; Glomeromycota; Glomeromycetes; Glomerales; Glomeraceae. The record is from the annotation of a GenBank genome assembly.